GUUCAAGGUCAUUAGUUGUCGUAGCAUCACCACGGUAACUUUUGAAAAAUGCACGAAUGCUUGCGAGCAAAAUGUCAUAUCCUUGGAAGCCCAUAUUGUGGAAAAACGUCAAUUGUUCAAUCAUUUUGUAGUGGUGGCCAGGACUUCUCAAAGAACUACCUUAUGGUAGCUAUAAUUAUUCAAAUAACAUUAAGAACUCCAGUCUAAGACGGUUGAAUUCGCUGUAAAAACAAUGACAAUACCACAAGUGGAUGACAGCAUCGAAUUGUUCUUAUAUAAUAUCCCAGGCAAAGAAGUUUUUCAGGAUCCCAUGAAUCAUUAUAUUAAUAUGACCAACCUUAUCGUUGUUGUUUUCGAUGUAACUAACCAGGAAAGUUUCUCCAGUGCAAAGCUUACCCUGACAGAAUUACGGAAACCUAAUAAUAUACGUAUACCGGUCGUUCUUGUGGGAAAUAAAAUAGACCUUAAAGAGAAGCAUAUCAACAAUGUGGAAGAAGCCCAGGGGUUAGCGGAUGAUCUAAACAUUCCGUAUUUCGAAACAUCUGCUUUGGUUGUAUUCGCUAGCGUUAGUAACAAAAAACUGACAGACGUAAACUGUUUUUCACCUCAUUCUAUGAUAUAUAUUACUACUUGGGAUGCAUAUAAAGAGAUAUUCGAUUUUACGAACCAAAUGUAUCAAGCAUUUUUUUGGUGUUUUGCCUGAAAGUCAGCAUCAAGGUACAGAUUUUAGUAAUGGAGUUUGGAGAGCGAUUGACUUGUCCCAAAAUAUUUUGUGUCCGUUCUAAUGAUUAAAGUGACUUUUGUGGUGCCUUACAGAUAUUGACAAAUCUCUUAAUAUUGUAAGUAAAUUGGAUGAUUUACACAAAGUUUAAAUUGUGUACAUAACUAACACAUUUCUGAAACAUUUGGAUCAAUUUUUGCAAUUAUGAAUUUUGGAGUCUAAAAUCCAGUAAAAGAAUAUUGUUUCAAUUAUUGUUUUCUAACCUUGGUAACAAUAACAGUAAUAAUUAUGGUGAUGUUUCAUUUUUUAUUAUGACAAGACUUCAUCUCAAGUUCACUAAUUUACUGUUAAGUAUAGGUAAAAUUAUUUUUCCUAAAGCACUGAGUAAUCGCAAACCUAUUUUUGGGGUAAGAACAACACUGGAGACAUUUUAAUAAGCCGCGUAUGACUCAUUUUAUUUAACACUUAAGUUUAUAGGAGACGAACAUAUAAUUUCAUUGGCAUUCAGUAACAUUUGGAUUUGGUGAUUUUUUAGGGAAUUUUGUAUAUAUACCUAUAAGACAAUUUAAGGUCUUAUUUAGGGGUCAAUAAUUAUUUUUUUGUUGGUAGAAAUAAGUACGCAAACGUAUGUCAUGAAAUUUUAUUUUAAAAUAUUUAGGAUGCACUAACCUUACCUCCUUAAAGAUAUUUCUUGUGUCUAACAAUACAAUUGUCCCAUUUCUAUCUUGAAUGUCCAAAAUAUUUAUAAAAUUCCCCAUAAAUCAAACUCUUGCGCUGCCCAUAAUCUGUUUUUACACAAUCCUAAUAGCUCCAAAUUUUUUCUAGAAUCGAGUUCAUACUUGGAUUAUCCGAAAUUUUACAAGCAAUCAUCCGAAUAAUGAACUAGUGAUCCAAAAGCACAAGAAACUCCAGAUAUUCGAUAUUUACCUUAACGUAAUGAGUCGAUGAUUGUCUUGAUGUAGAAGCAAUUUUGCAGCCUUCACGGCUUGCAAUAGAAUGUUUGAUUCUUUUAGAAUGAGUUACUAACUUCAACAUUUCUUCAAGUUUCACCGUAAACCAUCAUAAAUCUCUUCGCGCGUUUGUUAAACACAUUAUAUUUUGUGAUAAUUGUUUUAAAACUUUCAGAAGGAAGCAGUUGGUAUUGACGUCCCUUUUCUACAUCUCAUUAAGGAAUAUUAUGAACUGUACAAUGAUGCAGUCAAUGACUAUCAAACUUUAGUAUAAUUACUAUAUAUAUCUUCCAUUGAUGUAA
Molecule: messenger RNA, 1973 nt
Organism: Schistosoma margrebowiei
Lineage: Eukaryota; Metazoa; Platyhelminthes; Trematoda; Strigeidida; Schistosomatidae
Source: the annotation of a GenBank genome assembly